AUGGGGCGGGAAGCAGAGUGGCCGCCGGCGACUCUGGCCGUGGCGGCCACUCUGACGGCAGCGGGAGUGCCGGACGGACAUGUGUGUCCGUCUGCCAUGGGCUUGCGCGUCCCCGACACGACUGUUCGGGCGGGUGACUUUGUCUUGGAAAAACGCCUGUCGCCCUCUGCCCUGACCGCCGGCCGCUGCAGGGAGCUGCUCCUGCUCUGCUUCUCCGGCUUCCUGAUCGGGCGCUUCCUGGAGGUGAGCGUGGUGAGCGCCGAGGAGGCCCUGGUCGCCGCGCGCGAGCCGUUCCUGUGGAGGAAGUCCAGAAGUCCCCAGGCGCCGGCACCCGCGCCCAUGAAGUCCACCGUGGUCGUGACCACGCAGAAAAGGAACCUGAGGCGCCAGCUUCCGAGUUUCCUCCCCCAGUACCCCAUCCCCGACCGGCUGAAGAAGUGCGUGGAGCAGAAGAUCGACAUCCUGACCUUCCAGCCGCUGCUUGCGGAGCGCUUGAGCGUGACGAACUACAAGGAGAAGUUCUCAACGCUGCUGUGGCUCGAGGAGAUUCACGCGGAGGUGGAGCUGAGAGAGUACAGCAUGAGCGGGGUCACCCUGAAGAGGAGCGGGGACCUGCUGGUGCUGGAGGUGCCGGGCCUGGCCGAGAGCCGGCCCUCUCUGUACGCAGGUGACAAGCUGGUCUUGAAAACGCAGGAGUACCACGGCCACGUCGUCGAGUACGUGGGCUACGUGGUGAAGAUUCACGAAGAGGACGUGACCCUCAAGCUGAACCCGGAGUUCGAGCAAGCGUACAACUUCGAGCCCAUGGACGUGGAGUUCACGUACAACAGGACCACCAGCCGCCGGUGCCACUUCGCGCUCGAGCAGGCCGUCCACUUGGGGGUGAAAGUGUUGUUUCCGGAAGAAGUCAUCCUGCAGUCUCCCCAAGUGACAGGCGGUUGGAACCACGCCCAGGACCCCGGAGACGACGGGCCGCCCGCCCACCAGAACAGGAAAGCCGUGAAGGACCAGCUGAAGCCCGCCGCCGACACAGGGCCAGUGGGUGCCCAGGACACGCUGGGGCCGGCGGCCUUCGCCGCGGGGAUGAGCCGCCUGGGUGCGUGUGGUCCUGCCGGAGGGGCUGGGACAGCGGGGCAUGGCCAGAAGCGCCGUCACCGCCACCGCCACCUCGGGAGCGAACACAGGACGCCCACCGUCCUCGCUCCUCUGCUCCGACCAGGCGGCGAGGCGCGGGCCCCGGAGGCCAGGGAGGAGGAGUUCUUCAACCCGCUGCUCAACGAGAACCAGAGGCUGGCCGUGCGGAGGAUCCUCAGCGGGGACUGCCGCCCCCUCCCGUACAUCCUCUUCGGGCCUCCGGGCACCGGGAAGACGGUGACCAUCAUCGAGGCCGUGCUGCAGGUGUACCACGCCCUGCCGGACAGCCGCAUCCUGGUGUGCGCGCCCUCCAACAGCGCCGCCGACCUCGUGUGUCUGCGGCUGCACGAGAGCCGGCUGCUGCAGCCGGGCACCAUGGUCCGCGUGAACGCCACCUGCCGGCUGGAGGAGACGGUCAUCGAGGCCAUCAAGGCGUACUGCAAGGACGGGGAGGACAUCUGGAAGGCCUCCCGCUUCCGGAUCAUCAUCACCACCUGCAGCAGCGCCGGGCUCUUCUACCAGAUCGGGGUUCGAGUCGGACACUUCACGCACGUGUUCGUGGACGAGGCCGGACAGGCCAGCGAGCCGGAGUGCCUCAUCCCCCUGGGGCUGGUGUCGGACGUCGGCGGCCAGAUCGUCCUGGCCGGGGACCCCAUGCAGCUUGGGCCGGUCAUCAAGUCCCGGCUGGCCAUGGCCUACGGGCUGAACGUGUCCCUGCUGGAGAGACUCAUGUCCCGGCCGGUGUACCUGAGGGACGAAGACGCCUUCGGUGCCUGUGGCGCCUACAACCCCUUGCUGGUGACGAAGCUGGUGAAGAACUACCGGUCGCACGCCGCCCUGCUGGCCCUGCCCUCCCGGCUGUUCUACCACAAGGAGCUGGAGGUCUGCGCGGACCCCGAGGUGGCGGCCUCCCUGGGGGGCUGGGAGAGGCUGCCCAGGAAGGGCUUCCCGCUGCUCUUCCACGGCGUCAGGGGCAGCGAGGCACGUGAGGGGCGGAGCCCGUCCUGGUUCAACCCGGCCGAGGCCGUCCAGGUGCUGCGCUACUGCUGCCUCCUCGCCAGGAGCCUCUCCAGCCAGGUGUCCCCACAGGACAUCGGCGUGAUCACGCCCUACCGCAAGCAGGUGGAGAAGAUCAAGAUCCUGCUGAGAAACGUGGACCUGACGGACAUAAAGGUCGGGUCGGUGGAGGAGUUCCAGGGACAAGAGCACUUGGUCAUCAUCAUCUCCACCGUACGAUCGAAUGAAGAUGAAUUUGAAGACGACAGGUAUUUCCUGGGUUUCCUGUCCAACUCCAAGAGAUUCAACGUCGCCGUCACCCGACCCAAAGCCCUGCUGAUCGUGCUGGGAAACCCCUACGUUCUAGUCAGAGACCCCUGCUUCGGCGCGCUGCUGGAGUACAGCAUCACGAACGGCGUGUACACGGGCUGCGACCUGCCGCCGGAGCUGCGGUCCCUGCAGAAGUGAGCCCCCGCCCGGCCGGCGCGGCUCGGGUGGAGCGCCGCGCUGUGCACCAGGAGGUGGCGGGUUCGGUCCCUGUCCGGGCACACGAGGCAACCAGUCCGUGUUUCUCUCUCACAUCGAUGCUUCUCUCUCCGUCUCUUCCUCUCUCUCUAAAAGCAGUGAAAAAUUGUCCUCGGAUGACGAUGAUGAUGCAUAAAUAAACAAAUACAGCGAGCCUCCAGCCUCUCCUCCUGCCUGGGCCUCAGUCCUGCCCCGGGGUCAGGCUGUCGGGGCAGUGGUGGGGUUGGCCUGAGUCGCAGCCCCUGCCAGUCCCCUCUGGCCAAGACCUGGCCCCUUGUGCAGACCCUUGGGGGCCGUUCUGGGGGAGCCUGAAAGUGCGUGCACGUGGGGUGU
Messenger RNA from Phyllostomus discolor (pale spear-nosed bat), 2988 nucleotides. RefSeq names its product RNA helicase Mov10l1. NCBI's taxonomy places the organism in Eukaryota, Metazoa, Chordata, Mammalia, Chiroptera, Phyllostomidae. Gene Ontology annotation, molecular function: helicase activity. The transcript is spliced from 19 exons. Bases 1 to 2598 code for a protein of 865 amino acids. The record is from RefSeq and is a predicted model, not a curated record.